ACAAGGCUUUUAUCCGGUGGUGCUGGUUAUGUUGUAUCUCGUGCAGCGCUCAAGAUGAUCGCUGAGGGUAAGGAAAAGGAGGUUUCCAGCUGUCGUAAACGAGGUGGUCCUGAGGAUGUAAAUCUUGCUCCUGAAAAUGACGAUAUUUUUUUUACAAAAUUCAAAUUAUUCUCCGCUUUCAUUCAAAUUCUUUCAGGUGCUUGCGCAGAGGAGGUCAGGGUGAAGAUGGUCGAUAGUUUGGAUGAACACGGUGAAGAAGCUUUCCACCCGUUCAGUCCCGGCUAUAUGCUCGAUAAGAAUGCAAUGGAACGUACCGAAUGGGUUCAAUCAUACAAUUAUUAUCCUAUCAGAACCGGUUUAAAUUGCUGCAGCGAUCACUCGGUGUCUUUUCACUACAUCAGUCCCCAAGAUAUGUACACAUUGGAUUAUCUCAUCUACCAUGCUUAUCCUUAUGGUAUCGCACGCGAUCUGGAGCAGUACAAGGAGUUGGCGCGAUUGAAGCAAGGCAAACCACUCUUCAAAGAACCACCUAUUUCUGCCGCUAAACCAGCUCCAAACCAACCCUAA
Rodentolepis nana is the source of this 567-nucleotide messenger RNA. NCBI's taxonomy places the organism in Eukaryota, Metazoa, Platyhelminthes, Cestoda, Cyclophyllidea, Hymenolepididae. The record is from the annotation of a GenBank genome assembly.